AUUAUUGUCCUCAUAAAAGUGGCCAAAGAACCGGCACCUCACUUUUACCCUUUGCAUUUUCUCCUUUCUUCCCUCCUAAAUGAUUCUAUGCCUAAAGGUGCAGCAGCUGUCUAAUGAUCAUGAGUACAAAAGACACAAAAUAGAUGAUGGAGUGGAAAAUGAGAAGGAUCUGCUUCCUGAUCCACCCCUUUAAAAGUGAGAAAGUUGGGAGUUGGCCUUGGCUCCUCCCUUCAUCUCACUUCACUGUGCUCCAAGACACUUCAUUUAACCCUUAAAUACCCUCAGAUCUGCUUUCUUCUAACUUCUCUACCAGCCCUACAUUGUUAAGGCCACAUCAUGUCUUGCCCAGCGUACUGAACUGCCCUCCUAACAAGACUCCCAGCUUCCAGACUUACCAGCUCCAACUUAUGCUCUCACCUGCUCUCCCUUCAGUUAAACUGGAAUGUUUUUAUACUGAUCUUUGCUUAAAAUACAUUCAGGGUUCUUCAUUGCCUAGUGGAUAAAAAGUCAUUAGUCCCACAGCCUUUAUGAUUUGUUUGGUUUCUGUCAUACAUGAUGAAGACACUAAUUAUGACAAAUAUAUAUACAUAUACAUGUGUACGUGUGUGCAUGUGUGUGUAAUUUUUGUACACGGACUAUGAACCAAGCAUUGUGCUAGGAACUUUACGUUUAUUUAAUCCUCACAAUGUUCCCUCAUAUAUUUGGUAUUAAUCUCAUUUUACAAAUAGGACGACUGAUUCUUAGAGAAGUUAAGUCACUUGCCCAGGAACAUACAGCUAGUUUAAGUGGGGAAGACCCAGAUGUGAAAAUUCUUUCCAGUAAAGCAGUGUCUUGACAUGAAAGCAUGUACCGCUCACCAACCUGUUCUCCACCGCCCUCCUCUAUCCUAAAUGGGCAGCCCUGUUGAAGAAUCAUAGCCAAAGCCAGUCUUGCCCCCGGGGCCAGAGGAAUCCAUCUGCCUCUGCCAACUACCAGAGCGGGAGGAACGCAGGAUCUCAACGCCUGCUUCAGCAAGGGAGGAGAGAAUCGCCCAGAGCCGGAGCGGCGUCGUAGGGUGGUGGUCCUGACCGGACAAGGCCACUUCUCCUCGUGAACUGGGGGCCAGAGAGCCCUUCUCCCUGUCCGCCUGGCACAACGGCGCUGUGGAAGUGAAAUCCCGGCUCCAAGGUCACCCUGUCACGAGCCUGGAGCUGGAAAGCCACGGGGACUCCGAGGACUCACCCAAGGCCCAGACUAGCCCGGCACCCACCCCUCACCACUAACCCACUCCGCCUGGGCGCUGGUUCUGUGCGCUCCCGCGGCGCAGUCGCUCCGCUGCAAGAGCGCUUUCGCGCAGCGCCACCGCCCAGCGCCGGGACCAAAGCAGUCCUCGGGCACCGGCUCCCCGAGGCACACAGCCCCCUGAGCCCCGAGUCAGGGGAUUGAGAGAAGGGCGGUCGCGGAGCCCCUUGGCCUGUCGUCAGUCACUCGGAUUUGUAACUGGAGAAGGGUGCGGGUCCCCGAGGGACAUCUCCAGCUGGCACCUAACCCCUCGGAUCCUGGACUGGGAGCCCGAGCUCGGACAUUCCAACGGCUGCCCGGUGGGCAAACCGACCCUGGUUUCCGACUCCAGUCACUAGCAGCCUCGCGCCUCAGACCCUCCCCGGGCACGGAAACGGGUCACGUCGCCCCGCUCAGCCUCUGGGACGGCGGCGGCACAAACCCCGGCCGCUCCCAGCAGCCCCGACGAGACCCCGGCAGCGCCUGCCGCUGGGUGGCCUCUCUCCGGGGCUGACCCCCUCGCGCCCCCGCGCGUCCAUCUGCGUUUCUGAGACUGCUCUGACAGUGAUGUAACAAGGCCAGGCUCGCGCCGCGUCCCCUCUUUCCCAGACUCAGUGCUCCCUCCUCCCGCGCCCCGCGCUCUGCGCGCUGAGCUGGCGCCGGGCUCCGCUUGCACAGCACCAGGACCGACGGGCACUGCUGGGAGAACCGCUCUCCCACGUUCCACCUCCCCAAUGCAGAGUCCGUGGGGGAAACCAGGCUUUCCUCCCAGAACCAGGCGAGCGAGCCGAGGGGGCAGCUGCUGUGGAGGCUUCUGAGGAGACUGCCUGGCUUCUUUCCCUACUUCCUGGAGAGGGCAGGAAACCUCAGGUACCUCGUUGACCCCAGGAGGAUAGAGGAACCCUGCUCCCUGGUCAGCAAGCAGCCCCCAACCUGGAUGGAGUGAAAGAUGCGGCCUGAUGACAUUAACCCGAGGACUGGGCUGGUGGUGGCCCUGGUCAGUGUCUUCCUGGUCUUCGGUUUCAUGUUCACCGUCUCUGGGAUGAAAGGGGAGACUUUGGGAAACAUCCCCCUCCUGGCCAUCGGGCCAGCCAUCUGCCUACCAGGCAUCGCGGCCAUUGCCCUGGCCAGGAAAACCGAGGGAUGCACCAAGUGGCCAGAGAACGAGCUUCUAUGGGUCCGCAAAUUGCCCUGCUUCCGGAAACCCAAAGACAAGGAGGUGGUGGAGCUGCUGAGGACCCCUUCAGACCUGGAGUCCGGCAAGGGGAGCUCAGAUGAGCUGGCUAAGAAGGCGGGCCUCAGGGGGAAGCCUCCCCGACAAGGCCAGAGUGAGGUGUCCAUGGCCAGCUCCAUCACCACCCCCACACCCACGGAGGAAGGAGAAUGCCAGAGCCUGGUCCAGAGUGGGCAUCAGGAGGAGACGUCCAGAUACCUGGAUGGCUACUGCCCCUCGGGCAGUUCCCUCACCUACAGUGCCUUGGACAUCAAGUGCUCAGCAAGGGACAGACCUGAGUGCCCUGAGCCCGAGGACAGCAUCUUCUUUGUGCCCCAGGACAGUAUCAUCGUUUGCUCCUACAAGCAGAACAGCCCCUAUGACAGAUACUGUUGUUAUAUCAAUCAGAUACAAGGCAGGUGGGACCACGAGACCAUCGUCUAAUCUCUGCAUACAAAGGUCGCUGGAUUAAUAGAAAUAUGACUAAGCCCAGCUCCCCAUGGAAGGAAAUUACUCUGCUUGGAGAGCCUUCACACUGUUAGAAAUUGACCUGGUAUGUGAUGGGUGUGAUAACCUCUGGUACCCAAGAGUCAUGUAAAUAGGCAUGUUGGGGACACAUUUUAGGGAAGGGUGAUAAGGGUUAAGGACACUGGAAGUGGCAGUGGGUAGGAAAGGAAGCCACUCCGGUUGCUUCUUAACAAUUUACACAAUGUUGAAUGUUUUGUAAAAUAACCCAAAAAGUGCUAUCCAGGACCAGCUAAGAACAAGAUAAAUCUAGAGUGGGCUGCAGAUGUGAGGCAUCAAAUGACGCAUGAGCUGACCAUAGGGAGACUGAGCUGCUUUAUGUUGGAAUAAAUUGAAAAAAAUUAAUGAUCUCUUAUAUAAAAUAAUUUUUGUCUGGUGAAAAGCUUAUCACACUUGGUAUUUGCUGAAAGAAAAAAAAAUCAAGAUAUAAGAGUUAAACCCUCCUUAGAUGGG
Messenger RNA from Chlorocebus sabaeus (green monkey), 3451 nucleotides. It is a transcript of the gene TMEM215, whose product is annotated as transmembrane protein 215. The record is from RefSeq and is a predicted model, not a curated record. NCBI's taxonomy places the organism in Eukaryota, Metazoa, Chordata, Mammalia, Primates, Cercopithecidae.